GGGGCUCCGCCCCUCCGCGCUCUCGGUGCGGGCGGGGGGACCCGCUCCCCGCCUCCCGCCGCCGCCGCCGCCGCCCGGGGAGCGGCGCUGCGGUCCGCCGCGGCGCUGAGGGGCGGCCUCGCCUCCGCGCCCGCUCGGCGGCCAGCCCCGGGGCGGGGGCAGGCAGAGCCCUGCGCCGCGCCGAGCAUGCGAGUGCCGGCGGGGCGGGCUGCAGCGGCCGCGGGGCGUCUGCGGCGGCCAGCCGGAGCCGGGGGAGGCGGCGGGCCGGGGCGGCGGAGCCAUGCUGCUGGCCUCGGCCGUGGUGGUGUGGGAAUGGCUGAACGAGCACGGGCGGUGGCGGCCCUACAGCCCGGCCGUCAGCCACCACAUCGAGGCGGUGGCCCGCGCCGGGCCGCGGGCGGGCGGCAGCGUGGUGUUGGGCCAGGCCGACAGCCGCCUGGCGCCGUACAUCAUCGACCUGCAGUCCAUGCACCAGUUCCGCCAGGACACCGGCACUAUCCGCCCUGUCCGGCGCAGCUACUAUGACCCAUCAUCAGCACCAGGCAAGGGAGUUGUGUGGGAGUGGGAGAAUGACAGCGGGUCGUGGACACCCUACGACAUGGACGUGGGCAUCACCAUCCAGCGUGCCUACGAGAAGCAGCACCCCUGGGUGGACCUGAGUGCCAUUGGCUUCUGCUACGUCAUCGACUUUGCCACCAUGGGCCAGAUCAACCGGCAGACUCAGCGCAAGCGCCGUGUCCGCCGCCGCCUUGACAUGGUCUACCCACUGGUCUCGGGUACCCUGCCCAAGUCACAGUCGUGGCCAGCCAGCCCUGGGGUGGCGGCAGCCCCCCCGGUCCCGGCCUGCGCCUGCCCCCAGUGCCUCCUGGUCAUGAGCGUCAAAGCCACGGUAUCAGCCUCUGGCACCGGCACUGCCACCCUGCAGCCCCGUAAAGCCCCCCCUGUGCCACCCGCCGCCCCCAAAGCCCUGGUGCCAGCCCCAGGGGCCAAGGCGCCUGACAGUAUGGGUGCGGUGCGUGGCUCGCUGAAGCCACUGGCAGCCCAGGGGAGCCGGCGACAGGCAGCCAGCACGCCUGCCUUGAGCUCGGCCAGCUCCACUGCCAGCCCCCCCAGCAUGGGCAGUGGCAAGGCAACCCGUCCUGGCCUUGGGACCCUGAACCGCAACCACCUCCAGCGCCUGGCCAUCGCCCAGUCCCGGGUGCUCAUUGCUUCUGGGGUCCCCACCGUCCCUGUGAAGAACCUCACUGGCUCCAGCCCCGUCAACCCAGCCCUGGCAGGGAUCACGGGGAUUCUAAUGAGCGCGGCCGGGCUGCCCGUCUGCCUGACACGUCCCCCCAAGCUGGUGCUGCACCCUCCGCCCGUCAGCAAAAGUGAGAUCCAGUCCAUCCCCGGCAUCUCCCACACCUGCCGCAAGACCACCAAGAAACAGGCCAAGAAGGGUAAAACCCCAGAGGAGGUACUGAAAAAAUACCUGCAGAAGGUGCGGCAGCCAGUGGAUGAGGACUGCACCAUCUGCAUGGAGCGCCUCUCUGCACCCUCUGGCUACAAGGGACCACAGCCAGCCAUCAAGCCUGACCUGGUGGGGAAGCUGGUGAAAUGUGGCCACGUCUUCCACCUCCACUGCCUGGUCGCCAUGUACAACAACGGCAACAAGGAUGGGAGCCUGCAGUGUCCCACCUGCAAAACCAUCUAUGGGGUGAAGACAGGGACACAGCCCCCGGGGAAGAUGGAGUAUCACGUCAUCCCUCACGCGCUGCCUGGCCACUCUGACUGCAAAACCAUCCGCAUCAUCUACAACAUACCCCCGGGGGUGCAGGGACCAGAGCAUCCAAACCCUGGGAAGAGCUUCACCGCCCGUGGCUUCCCCCGACACUGCUACCUGCCAGACAGCGAGAAGGGCAGAAAGGUACUGAAGUUGCUGCUGGUAGCCUGGGACCGGCGCUUGAUCUUUGCCAUUGGGACCUCCAGCACCACAGGCGAGUCAGACACAGUGAUCUGGAACGAGAUCCACCACAAGACAGAGUUCGGCUCCAACCUCACUGGCCACGGCUACCCUGACAUCAACUACCUGGACAAUGUCCUAGCUGAGCUUGCAGCCCAGGGCAUCACAGAGGAGAGCCUGGUGCAGGAGAAGGACUGAGACCAUGGCAGGGAGGCAAGGGAACAGGUGCCCAUACAGCUUCCCCACCACCACCCCAAGGAUAAAGCUGCUGGAGAAACCCUCCUAGGGGCUUUGCAGGGGAUAUCUGGAGCUCCCUGCUCCUGGUGGCACCCACUCAGUGGGAGCAUCCCCAGGCUGGCUGGGAAUGCAGGAGAAGGUCCUUUUGGCCAUCCCCUUCAUUCCGGUAGGGAGGGAGCAUCCACCCCUUCCAGGAGCUGCGGGGCUUCCUGCUGGCCUGGCGAUCCCCUCUGGCUGGAUUCCUAUUCCUGCCACUGUGCUGAGGGCUUGGGUGGGGCUGUCAGGCUCCCCUCCCUCAUUCAUCAGAUGGUCCCAGCCUGUCCCGAUGCCCCUGACACCCACCUGGGGAUGGGACUUGGCCUGGGGUGGGAGCGGGGGCCGUGGGAGUCCCCCUCGCUCUGCCUCGUCCUUCAGCCGUCUGUUUGUUCGUUUGUCCUGUCUGGUACCUCCCCACUGGUCUCCUGUGUCCAAGGAGGUUGGGGAGAGGGGCCUGGUCUGCCUCAGCUGGCCCCCCAGACCCAUGCCCCCUUCUCCUUUUGGCUGUGUCUGAGCUGUGCCCUGCAGGGACCCCUUGUCUGGGCUGCCCACCACCCUCUCCCCUGUGCUGGGGAGGGGUGGUAGGAAGGGUGGUGGAGGGGCAUGUUUCCCAUGGCCUGGCCUGACUCCCGUCCCCUGGUAGUGAGUUCCUUGAACUGUUCAUAUGGGGGCAUCCCUGCGUUGAAUUUUUAUAUACCUCGUGUUUUGGGGUUUUGUCAUAUGUAUGUACAUAUACGUGGUGGCGUUUCUGGGAGGUGGCCUGGGGGCUGGGAGAACACAAUGCUGCAGCGAGGCUGGGGGCUCAGCCCGGUGGCGCUUGGGGUGAUGGGGACAGACAGAUGGUGGGAAUGACAGGACACAUGAUGGGACAGGGGCUGCACUGCUCCCCUACUGUGGGGACCCCCCUGUCCCAAAGCAGGUCAGUGCCCCAUGGUGAGGCUGUUGCCUGUGUGUCCCCGUGGGACCAGGUGCAGGUGUGGGUGGGAGCUGUUCUCCCACCUGCUGUGUCCCAGCACUGUCCCCAGAGCCCUGGGGGGCUGGGGAGGAGGUGGCUGGCUGGUGGUGGGCUGGCAUGGCGGUUUUAGGCUGGGGAUGGGGGGGAUUGGCACGGGGAGGGGAGUGUGGGUGACAGGGGCAGGGGGAGCUGCAUGGCAUCUUGGGGUUCCUGCCAGCCCCUGGGGACUUCAUGGGGCCUCUCAGAGCCACCUGUGACGGGGGAGUCCCCACAGCUUUGGGGGCUGCCCUGGGGAUGCUUUCCCCGUUGCUGGGGGCUGGCUGCACUCAUGCCCCUGCCCCAUGAGAUUCCUGGGGUUGGAGAGCAGAGUGGCGGCAGUACCCUCCACCGCCCAGGCUGCCCCCAGCUCUGCACUGUUGCUCCCCAGAGGGUUGGGGCCUCCUAGCCCAUUUGUUGCAUUCCCCUCCUGGUUUUCCUGGGGGGAUCCCCUCACCCUCUUGUCCCAGGGGACAGUGGUGUGCAUCCUGCUGUGCAUCAUUCUGUUGUCGUUGCUGUUUUUCUUCUCCCCGGCCUAGGGGCUGCGUCGCCCCCAGCCGGCUGCCCUAUGGAGGAGGGGGUGGGGGUCAAUAAAGUGGAUGGCAGAGGAUGCUUACUGUCCCUGCACGGCCUGGCCUCUCUGUUGUCUUCUGUCCGUCAUCUGUGUGGCCAGGCGAGCGAGGGGGUACUGUGGGGAGGGCCAGGCACCCCUCAUCCCCAUGAUGCCACUUUGCAGUGGUCUGUCCCCAGCCAUCCUUAGCAUGGGAUGUUAUUUUCUACCUCAAGGGAGAAAAUGCCUUUACCCAGGAAAACACCCUUUUUCAGCUGCUCUGUAGCCACAGGGGAGCUUCAGCAGUGUGAUUUCUCUUCCACCUGAGCCUUGGGCUUCCCCUACUGCAGAAAAACCCUGGCUGGAGCUAUGCAAAACCCUCUUGUGAUCUCGGGGAGGGAAGGGGGGUCCCCCACCCUCUCUAGGUACCAGCCUGACGGCUCUCAACAUGACACAGUCUUUUCACAACAUGACUUUUUUUUUUUUUCUUUUUUAAUGCCGUGUUGCCUAAGCAAUUAGUUGCUGGCUGAAUAAAAUUGAUCCGUGCCUUCCGCA
This is a messenger RNA of Phalacrocorax carbo (great cormorant), 4311 nucleotides long. NCBI's taxonomy places the organism in Eukaryota, Metazoa, Chordata, Aves, Suliformes, Phalacrocoracidae. The record is from RefSeq and is a predicted model, not a curated record.